ACGAUACAUACAAUACUCGUGCUCUCCAGCACGAUGUGCACAAGUGGUAGCGAGUCUAAAGUGGCAGAAACUCUUGAAAAUUUUGGAUAAGCUCUUGUGUGCCGACUGCUUUUCACCAUCGUUGACAGACACUGAAGGAUUUGUACCCGCCACACAUUUCCUGUUGCUCGACAAUGACAAAAGGUGGAUUCGAUCUCCAGCAUGGCGACUGGAAAGCGACAGAAGCCGGCGUAUCCCGCCGUCCUGGCGGGUUAACGGCUGAAAACACCAGCCAGGAUGGCAGUGUGCCGGAUCGCACACGAUGGGGCCACAAAGCGGAAUUCGUGCUUGCCUGUCUCAGUCUGUCGGUUGGUCUUGGAAAUGUCUGGCGCUUCCCUUACAUCGCGUACGCCAACGGAGGAGGAGCCUUCUUGUUGCCAUAUUUAAUCGUCUUGCUCCUUUGCGGCAAACCGAUGUAUUUCAUGGAAGUGGCCUUUGGUCAGUACCAUCAAGAGGGACCGGUGACAAUAUGGAAGCGAGUGUCACCCAUCGGAAAGGGCAUCGGUAUUGCGCAAGUGGUCAUUCAGUUUAUGACGGCCAUGUAUUACAUUGUCAUCAUGGCGUGGACAAUGUACUACUUCUGGACGACAUUAAUCGCCGCUUGCCAAGGGCAACCAGUACCGUGGAGUGGUGAUUUUUGCACCACAGACUGGGCUCAUCGAGAUACCUGCCUAGUUUUAAAGGAAGCGGAAAAGCUCAACGCCAGUGAAAUUGAAGUUGUCACUUUUGACACUAAUGAGGCGCAUGACUUCAAACGGUAUUCAUCGGCACAACAGUAUUUCGAUCGGGUUAUCCUUAUGCGUUAUGACCAAGGAGGAGACGAAAGCACAAAAUAUGGACUCAAAAGUACCAUGGGUAGCGUAAACUGGAUUCUAACGGCAAAUCUCGCUGGUUGCUGGGUACUGGUGUUUCUGUCAUUGGUGAAGGGCAUUAAAUCAGCCGGAAAGGUUGUGUAUGUCACCUCAACUCUGCCAUUCAUCGUGCUCAUCAUUCUUCUCGGAAUAGGAGCUGCACAGGACAACGCUGUCGAAGGAAUACUUUAUUUCAUCACUCCUAAGUUCAGCAAAUUGUUGGAAAUUAAUACCUGGCGAAAUGCUGCUGAACAAAUGUUCUACUCGCUGUCCGUUGCCUUUGGAUCGUUGGUAAUGUUGGGAUCGUACAAUCAGAGGAACAACAACUGCUACCAGGAUGCUAUGAUCGUGUCCAUUGCUGAUACCUUGACCAGUGUCACAGCCGGCCUCAGCCUCUUCGCCAUUUUGGGUUAUCUGGCCGGAGCGACAGAUUCCCCUAUUGAAUCUGUAGCAGUUUCCGGGCCUGGACUUGCGUUCGUGACCUUUCCCGAAGCGGCCAGUUUGAUGUGGGGAUCUCAUUUCUGGGCAAUACUCUUCUUCGUUAUGUUGUUCACUCUCGGCUUAGGUUCUCAGAUUGGUACUCUGGAGACUGUGCUGACUGUACUUUACGAUCGGUGGCCAUCACUGCGAACAAAAAAGCCACUGAUGUGCGGGAUAUUUUGUUUUGGAUGCUUCAUCUUGGGAUUCCCUUUCAUGUUGCAGGGAGGUAUUGACCUUUUCGACAUCUUCGACUCCUAUGCCGGUGGAUUCAGCGUGCUGUUCCCGGCAUUCUUCGAGAUUGUAAUUGUCAUGUGGGUGUAUGGGCUCGAUCGGUUCAUUGAUGACCUCAAGGAUAUGCUUGGCAAACGAGGAGAUGUUGGAUACUAUUGGAGAACAACUUGGGGUUUUCUGGCGCCGUUGACCCUAUUUUUUAUUUUGGUUAUUUCGUUUGUCUUCUACUCGCCACUUAAUCACGGUGAAACGCUGCCAGCAUGGGCGGAUUUAAUUGGAUGGGGACUCGCUCUGGCAUCUAUUAUCCAGAUUCCCGUCUUUGCAGUCAUUGUAGUAUGGCAAACGCCGGGUAGAACGUUCGGCGAGAAACUACACGAAGCCAUGUGGCCGCGCGAAAUUAUGCAAAGUAACCCGGUCGUUUUGCAUAAUGAAAUACCUCUGUCGGAAAAGCAAACUCCUAAGUAUUUUGAUAACCAAGGCUUCGAAUCAUAGCAUUAUCGCGAGCGGCGAUAUUCCCAGUUGCUCUGUGAUCUACAUUCGAGUAAUUUGUAGUUUUCUAAAGUGUUGUAUUAAUACAAAUAUAUUCCGUCUUGGUUUUGUACAGAAAAUGCACGCCUAACUGGAAUUGUACAAGUACUUCAGUUACAGUACUUGAGUGAGAACCUGACCAUUCACCGAUUGCAACCUAUUAAAUUUUGAGCACGA
Messenger RNA from Paramacrobiotus metropolitanus, 2306 nucleotides. RefSeq names its product sodium- and chloride-dependent glycine transporter 2-like. The record is from RefSeq and is a predicted model, not a curated record. The transcript has 17 exons. NCBI's taxonomy places the organism in Eukaryota, Metazoa, Tardigrada, Eutardigrada, Parachela, Macrobiotidae. Gene Ontology annotation, biological process: sodium ion transmembrane transport. Gene Ontology annotation, molecular function: L-amino acid transmembrane transporter activity. Gene Ontology annotation, cellular component: membrane. The coding region runs from base 174 to 2093 and encodes 639 amino acids.